AUGGACGUUAAUAAGGCGUUAAAUGGCCUAAUUGCCGAUUAUGGCCCUCAGACCGAUGAGGUACUGCAGCAACCAAAAACUGGCGAAGUUCUGAAUCGAUUAAAACGCAGAUAUGAUGAAGAUUCAUCCACCGAAUUCGGUCCUCCACCGAAGAGUUUCAAGGACAAGUAUCUGAAUGAGGACAGCAGGAGCAGCUGCAGCAUUCCGAGUUUGAAGGACGAGGAUACUAAGGGAUCUAUAGAAUCGAGGUACUUUCCGGAACUCGGACCCAAGGAAAAUCCUAACCAGCUGCUUUUCAACUUGCAUAUCGAGCGGGAAAACCGCAGAGAAAUAAAUAAUAAUUUCUAUGGAAGAAAUUACUUAAAUUUGUAA
Messenger RNA from Drosophila erecta, 372 nucleotides. RefSeq lists its product as uncharacterized. The record is from RefSeq and is a predicted model, not a curated record. Lineage: Eukaryota; Metazoa; Arthropoda; Insecta; Diptera; Drosophilidae.